GGCCUUAAUUGUCUGGUUUCCACCCCAAGAUGAAGUCGCUGCAGUUUUGCUUCCUAUUCUGUUGCUGGAAAGCCAUCUGCUGCAAUAGCUGUGAGCUGACCAACAUCACCAUCACAGUGGAGAAAGAGGAGUGUAACUUCUGCAUAAGCAUCAAUACCACGUGGUGUGCUGGCUAUUGCUACACCCGGGACCUGGUAUACAAGGACCCAGCCAGGCCCAACAUCCAGAAAACAUGUACCUUCAAGGAGCUGGUGUACGAGACCGUGAAAGUACCUGGCUGUGCUCACCAUGCAGACUCCCUGUAUACGUAUCCAGUAGCCACUGAAUGUCACUGUGGCAAGUGUGACAGUGACAGUACUGACUGCACCGUGAGAGGCCUGGGGCCCAGCUACUGCUCCUUCAGUGAAAUGAAAGAAUAAAGAGCAGUGGACAUUUCAUGCUUCCUACCCUUGUCUGAAGGACCAAGACGUCCAAGAAGUUUGUGUGUACAUGUGCCCAGGCUGCAAACCACUGUGAGAGACCCCACUGAUCCCUGCUGUCCUGUGGAGGAGGAGCUCCAGGAAUGCAGAGUGCUGUGGCCUCAGUCCUGUCACCACUCAACCCUGUAUUCUGGGUCUGGUUCCAUAAGUUUUAUUCGGUCUUUUUUUUUUUUAAUUACUCAAUGAAUUUUAUUACAUUUAGAAUUGUACAAUGAUCAUCACAACCCAAUUUUAUAGGAUUUCCAUCCCAAACCCCCAGCAUAGACCCCCAUCUCCCAAUCUGUCUCAUUUGGAAACCAUAAGUUUUUCAAAGUCCGUGAGUCAGUAUCUACUCAAUCUUAUUACCUUAAAGACAUGUGGGUGUUUUCUGUUUAAUAAUCUUAGAAAUCCUCUCAAGACAGGGAUAUGGGCCCAGAGGAAGGAAAUGGGCUAAGAAUGGGUGAAAGGACUAAAUGCAGCAUUCUCCCACUAGACACAGAAGCCUACAAGAGCAGGGCCAGUCUCUUUGUCAUGAGUGUGGCC
Phacochoerus africanus (Common warthog) is the source of this 1001-nucleotide messenger RNA. It is a transcript of the gene FSHB, whose product is annotated as follicle stimulating hormone subunit beta. Lineage: Eukaryota; Metazoa; Chordata; Mammalia; Artiodactyla; Suidae. Gene Ontology annotation, biological process: G protein-coupled receptor signaling pathway. Bases 30 to 419 code for a protein of 129 amino acids. The transcript has 2 exons. Gene Ontology annotation, cellular component: cytoplasm; extracellular region. The record is from RefSeq and is a predicted model, not a curated record. Gene Ontology annotation, molecular function: hormone activity.